Messenger RNA from Melanotaenia boesemani (Boeseman's rainbowfish), 2028 nucleotides. RefSeq names its product actin-related protein 3-like. The record is from RefSeq and is a predicted model, not a curated record. Gene Ontology annotation, cellular component: Arp2/3 protein complex; actin cortical patch. NCBI's taxonomy places the organism in Eukaryota, Metazoa, Chordata, Actinopteri, Atheriniformes, Melanotaeniidae. Bases 157 to 1413 code for a protein of 418 amino acids. Gene Ontology annotation, biological process: Arp2/3 complex-mediated actin nucleation. Gene Ontology annotation, molecular function: actin filament binding. The transcript is spliced from 12 exons.
UUCUCCCUGCCUUCCAGAAGCAGAAGGCGGAAGUGGAAACGGUACAGUGCGGGCUCAGGGUUCCGCCUGUGGAGAGUUUUCAUUAUCCUCCAGCCGACACAGCUGGCUAUCCACCAACACGUACCGCCUCAAUAACCCCAGAGAUUCUGGACAGAGAUGGCUGGACGGUUACCGGCGUGUGUUGUCGACUGCGGCACAGGUUACACCAAACUGGGCUAUGCUGGGAACACAGAGCCACAGUUCAUCGUUCCAUCAUGUAUCGCCAUCAAAGAGUCGGCCAAGGUGGGAGACCAGGCCCAGCGGAGGAUGAUGAAGGGGGUGGAUGACUUGGAUUUCUACAUUGGAGAUGAAGCAGUAGAUAAACCCACAUAUUCCACUAAGUGGCCAAUCCGCCAUGGCAUUGUGGAAGACUGGGAUCUAAUGGAGCGCUUCAUGGAGCAAAUCAUCUUUAAGUACCUCAGGGCGGAGCCGGAGGACCACUACUUCCUCCUGACGGAGCCGCCACUGAACACACCUGAGAACCGAGAGUACACCGCUGAGAUUAUGUUUGAGUCCUUCAAUGUACCAGGGCUGUACAUCGCUGUGCAGGCGGUGCUCGCUCUGGCGGCCUCCUGGACAUCCAGACAGGUGGGAGAGAGGACACUUACCGGCACCGUCAUUGACAGUGGAGACGGCGUUACCCACGUGAUUCCUGUGGCUGAAGGUUAUGUAAUUGGCAGCUGUAUAAAGCACAUUCCCAUCGCAGGACGUGACAUCACUUAUUUCACCCAGCAGCUGCUCAGGGAGAGGGAGGUGGGCAUCCCACCGGAGCAGUCGCUGGAGACGGCCAAGGCGGUGAAGGAACGCUUCAGCUACGUGUGCCCUGAUCUGGUCAAAGAGUUCAACAAGUACGACACAGAUGGCUCCAAGUGGAUCAAACAGUACACAGGCAUCAAUGCCAUCAGCAAAAAGGAGUUCACCAUCGACGUGGGCUACGAGCGCUUCCUGGGACCUGAGAUCUUCUUCCACCCAGAGUUUGCCAACCCUGACUUCACCCAGCCCAUCUCUGAGGUGGUAGACGAGGUCAUCCAGAACUGCCCUAUCGACGUCAGACGUCCUCUCUACAAAAACGUUGUUCUGUCCGGAGGCUCCACCAUGUUCAGGGACUUUGGGCGCCGCCUGCAGAGAGACCUGAAAAGGACCGUGGAUGCCCGGCUUAAGACGAGCGAGGAGCUGAGUGGAGGCAAACUCAAACCCAAACCAAUCGACGUCCAGGUGGUCACUCAUCACAUGCAGAGAUAUGCUGUGUGGUUUGGUGGAUCCAUGUUGGCAUCAACUCCCGAGUUCUACCAGGUUUGCCACACCAAAAAGGACUAUGAGGAGAUCGGACCGAGCAUCUGUCGCCACAACCCGGUGUUCGGGGUGAUGUCUUAACUUCAGGCCUACCAGGUCUCGGUAGACAUCAUGGCAGGGUCGAGGAGGACAAGGACGGAAUAUUCAGUUUGCUUUUUUCUUUUAAAAAUGAGGGAAAACAGUUUGUAAGUCUCAACAAUUUUAAAUUUCUGGAUGUCAUGUGACAUGUGGGUAGUGAUGAUAAUAAUGAUGGCAGCCAUUUUUUUGAUAGAAAAUGUUUCAGGACAUUUUUCUUUCAAUUUCAGCCUUUUCAGUUUCAAGCACACGCGUGUGCAUCAGAGCUUGUUUAUAUUUAAUAAUAAAGGUGUAUUUGGAAAUCCAGCGUCCAGAUUAUUUUAACCUGUAGUUCAGCUUUGAUAUGUAGGAUUUAUUAGCAGAUUUUAUUCCCCACACGUCAGCGCUGUCGGACUUUAAGUUCUUCUUACACGAUUUAGCAUGUCUUCAUCCUCCAGAUGCCGUUAAUAAAAAGAACCCGAGGUUAAAGAAAGGAAGUCAGAGACGGGCAGAACAGUGUUGUUUGAAUAUAAUAGAUUUUUUUUUCCUUUUUUUAUUAUUGAUGCCAAAUUACAAGAAUGAAAUUUGUGUAUUUAAUGCCUUGCAACAUUCCAAUAAAGGCUCCAAUUUGUUUCUACUGUA